Symbiodinium necroappetens is the source of this 654-nucleotide messenger RNA. Lineage: Eukaryota; Dinophyceae; Suessiales; Symbiodiniaceae. The record is from the annotation of a GenBank genome assembly.
GUCUCGAGCUUCGUGGCAGGCGAGCUGACCAACUACGCUACGACGGCCGCAGUGACCUCGGCCAUCUCCUCGGCUCUUUCCAGCUACGACGACAGCUCCCAAGUGGACAAAAAUCAUCACCGCGUUGCUGGAUUUACACGCGGGCCGAAACGGACCAGCCAUCGCCGACGCCAUGUCGGGCUCGGUGGAUCUGUCGGCCUACAGCACAACUGCCCAGAUGCAGAGCUACGUGGCCGGCGAGCUGCUGGCCUACGCGGUCAGAACACAUCGGCCACGAAUGCAAGGAAUUUCUUGCUCCGGUUUUUGGCAUCGGAUGCUCUCGAGAUCCUUGCAGCCAUGGGCAAAGUGGUGCUGCUUCAGAAGCUGGACCCUAAGGGCAAGAAGGGUGCUUGGUUGAAGCUCGUCGACGAAGAGCCAGCGAGAUCCAGAGAGGAGCUCUUGUACGACUUGGCUUGCUACGUGCUCGAGGGGCACCACGAAGUUUCCAACCGGUUCUACAAGUACGAGGAAGUGUGGUUCGUCGUGGAGAGUGUUCUUGAAGACGUUUCCCUAGACAAGGAUGCCAAGGCAGUGAGAGUAUGGGAUGUCGAAAAGCAACAGCACAUCUCUUUCGCUUUCAAGUAUGAGAGCUCCGACCUCGAUUGCUUGGACUGA